This is a messenger RNA of Lactuca virosa, 444 nucleotides long. Lineage: Eukaryota; Viridiplantae; Streptophyta; Magnoliopsida; Asterales; Asteraceae. The record is from the annotation of a GenBank genome assembly.
AUGAUUCCAUCUUCCAUUGGAGAACAUCUGGCGCCUUCGUUUCAGUUUCAGGUUAUGUCAACAAUGCUAAACGUUUGUGAGUGGUUGAAAAACCCUAGCCAGAAGACGAUAAAUAACGAGCCAAUAAAUGCACCAAACCGGCGUGACUCAUGGCUCUUCUGCUACGUGUUCUUCUCUGCCUCUUCGAGAACACCACCACCGCCUGUGCUUCUAUCUCUACCUGUUUGCCUCUCGAUUGAAUCCUUCACCGUCUCUCUCCUUAGACUUCUUCUACUAUUCUUCCAAAUGAUCCCGCUUCCGACGACGCCCUUUACUACGUGUUCUUCGUCGGGUUACUCUAACUCUACCUUGGUCACCGCCUCCGGAUCCUUCCCCACUGCCUCUUUACUGUUGAUCAGGGUUCAAUUUUGUUUUUUGUUAGUUCUCAACUGUCAUUCAUCCUAA